AUGGAAGAUAUUGUAAGAAUGGGUAAAACAUCGUCACAAGAUGUUGUUAACAACUGUAAGACCUCAGAAGUUUCUGCUUGUGGAAAUGUGGAGUCAAGCGUAGGUCUUCCCUGUCAAAAUUAUUGCAAGCAACAUGUUUUUAACGAUGAAUGGCCUGUAAUUGAACAUCCAAUUGCUAGAAAUUUACAGGCACCAAACAUGUCUGCUUCAAAUUCUAGUGGGCCACUUGAGCAUCCUAGCUUGCAUGUAACUGAAAUAUGUUCACACAGGAACAUUGAAUUAGAUGUAGCCCCAGUUUCAUGGAGGGAUGCUGCUUGUGAUGACGUUGAGUCCAAAGAAAUUGAAUCUUCUGUAUCUAGCAAACAUACUCUUUUGAGCAGCAUUACUGGCCUACAAUCUGAUUUCAAUUCUAACUUAAGGACGACUCUUUCCCCUGAUCUUUGUAGUUCUUAUGAGCAUCAUAAAGAUGUGUCAUCUGCUGCUUCAGUUUUCCACCGAUUAACUUUGGGUGCUGACUGUUCACAUUUGAGUUUUGGUACAUAUAACAGCGGAAGUAAUUCGGCAUCUGUUGUUCUUACUUCUAAUCAUCUUUUUAAAAAUGGCAUGGAAGUGAAGUCUGCUGCUGUAGAUAAUUCUUCAGCUCAUUCUGUGGACUAUGGUGAUAAGCAGCUUGCAUUUGAUGUCUCUAGAGGAGAAGCUGGUGAUAAAAACAUUGACGUCCUUUCAUCUCCUAAGCAAUGGCUGGUGAAGCAUAUUGUUCCUGAGGAAACUCUUGAGCAUGACCACAACAUGACAGCAUCUGUAUCAGACCCUAAUUUCCUAAAAUCACACUUGGUGAAUACUUCACUGCCUUUGAAGCAAAUAGGCUUGCAGAGUAGAAACCAUUUUACUUUUCCAAGAGAAUGGUGUGCUGCCUCAAAUUCAAUGCCUGGUGAUGUGUUGGCAUUGCUCAGGUCACAAUCACAACCUGCAAGACACAGUAAUGCUUUACCAUCUAUAAGCUAUCCUGCCAUCUUUAUGUCCAAGGUCAUGGCAUCAGGUGCCUUUCCUCUACCUAUGAGAUCUGUACAUCCCCAGGAGCCCACAGUGCAAUCCUCAACGCAUUUUCUUGAAUUGCUUGACAGGAAAGGAUACCUUUCCCUGCCCUCUCAGCAAUCAUUUCCAGGCAAUACUACAUAUAAGCAAUCUCCAGUAGACAUGAAGUACAACCUUCCGCAAAAUAGAAAUGAAUUCCUUACAAAUAGAUUGCCUCCCCGUGCCACUGCCAGAGAUGCAUUUGGUUAUGGAUUUGGACCUUCUGUUUAUAAUUCUAGAAGCUUUCUGUCUAAUCCAUCUCCUUCUCAUAUGAUACCUUCAAGUAACUUUAACGAGACUUUAUCUUCUUCCUAUAAUGGUGGACUUGACCUAAGCUCUACUAAUCAGCAUGGUAGUUUUUCUCCCUGGGACUAUGGAUCUGAGUCAAGAUCUUCGUUUGUCCCAGAGAGAGCCCAGUAUAAUAACUUUCUGGGGCAGGCAAAUCAGGCUUCCUUGUCACAGUAUGCUAGUCCUGGAUAUUCUAACCUUAAUCAUUCUCAGCCACGGAUUUUAGAAGAACUUCAGCACCCAGGUGGUGUUCAAGAUCUGUCAUCCAAGCAGUUGCAUCAAUUUUGGCAGCACAACAACUAA
Sphenostylis stenocarpa is the source of this 1665-nucleotide messenger RNA. The record is from the annotation of a GenBank genome assembly. Lineage: Eukaryota; Viridiplantae; Streptophyta; Magnoliopsida; Fabales; Fabaceae.